AGUAGGGAAUGGCAAAGGCAGGAAGGACGUGACGCAUUUAUUCUCUUUCAAUGAACGCUGCGAAGAAGACGGCGGAAGUAGCAGCUCGUUUUCCACUUGUUACCGUCUGCGUUUUUGUUUUCGUGCUCCAUGCACGGACAUAUAUAUCAGUAGGCCAUAUAUACUUGCGGGACUCAAUCGUGAACGCUAGCAGCGUGCACGCGCUUUAUAUCACGUGACCCCCAACCCUCCGGCCCCAAGGCGGAAGUCUUGAAUCGUGACCAUUCACUGCGCGCGCGAGCGAGACCCGGCCGCGCGAACGCGAUCGGGAUCUUGUGGAAGCAAAUUGGGCGGGACCCACGCCGGCUUGCGACGUCACAGCUCGAAGGUACCCUCGUGGACCCAAACGCGCUCGUGUUGAACUGUCGGGCUUCGAACGCGGUGGGCAUGGACGUUUAAUACUUUUGUUAAAAACGUCAUGCGUGACAUGACGUGACGUGAUGUUUGUGACGUGACGUGACGUGACGCGAAGCAUGGCGGACGGCAGUCCGGCUCGAGCGGAAUCUGUGGACAGUAGCCGGAACGUGACGGAGAGUCCGCCGGGGACCAAGAAACGCCAGCAGGAGUCUUGCGCUCUUGGUCACAGCUUCAAAAGGGUGACGCUCACCAAGCCCACUUUCUGCCACCACUGCAGCGACUUCCUGUGGGGGCUGCUCGGCUUCCUGUGUGAAGUGUGCAACUUGAUGUGUCACGAGAAAUGUCUGAAGACGCUUCGCUCGCUGUGCUCCAGCAUGGCGCCCUCUGCCGUACGGAUCCCCGUGGCCCACUGCUUCGGUCCGGACACUCACAAGAGGCGCAUGUGCUGCGUCUGCAGGAAGCAGACGGAGGGAAACGGCGCUCUCCGUUGCGAAGUGUGCGAGCUGCACGUGCACGCCGACUGCGCCGCCUUCACGUGCGCCGACUGCCGCUUUUGUCACGUGGACGGCACUCGGCAGCAGGACACGUUUCACCACCACUGGCGGGAGGGCAACCUGGCGUCGGGCGCGCGUUGCCAGCUGUGCCGGCGCUCCUGCGGCUCAUCCGACGUUCUGGCGGGGAUGAGGUGCGAGUGGUGCGGCGUCACGUGUCACGCGGCGUGCUAUCUCAGGGUAGCGCCGCAGUGCACCCUGGGCCGUCUGCGCCGCAUGCUGCUGCAUCCCUCCUGCGUGCGCCUCCAAUCUAGAAACUUCAGCAAGCAUCACUGCUUCCGCAUCACGGAGACUGGCGGCCACGAGCUGGAUGACUGCGAUGGCGUGGACACGUCCGCUCUGGCGUCUAAAGACGGUCAACCGGCAACGCCCGAGCAUGGCAAACAGUUUCUUAAGGUCUAUGACGGCGACGACGGCCUCAGGCGCGGUCACUUCCGUCUCGUCUCCAUCGUCAGAGCCACCAGGAACCAGGAAGUUCUGGAGGCGGCGUUGCGGGCCUUCUACCUGCCAGACGACCCUCAGCAUUUCCAGCUGCAGGAGGUGGGCGGACUUGAGCGUCUCCAUAGCGACGAUGUCCUGAACCGGAACAGCGGCUCGCUGAAAGACGGAGGUGACGCCUGGAUGCUGAGGGCCAAACGGGGCAACGCUGAGGUCAUCAAAGUGUACGGCGGCGUCACCAGCCCCAGAUCGGAUCACGUCAGCGUGUCUGUGUCUGAGGACAGCACGGCGGCAUCUGUCCUCACCGAGGCCCUCGAGCAGCUGGAGCUUAAUAAAGACGGCGUGACACAAUUUGACUUGCAGGAAGUACUCAUGAGCAGCAAACAAGUGCAGAAGCAAACGCUGACACCGCAGCAGAACAUUCUGGCCAAACUGCAUGACAUCAGGAAGACGUCUUUGUGGCAGAUGAACCAGACACGCUUCUAUGUGGCGGAGAGGCGGAGCCAAACGGUGCAGGUGAGCCUGCUGAUUGGAGGGAUGCCACCCCUGCUGUCCAAAGAGCAGUACUGGAAGCUCGUGCAGGAACAGCUGAGCGCUAAGAGUCACCUGGCGGACAUCAGCCACGUGUAUGCAAGUCAAGGUGCGGUGGCGUUGAAAUUGUCAUGUUUCGCUGAAGCCGAGCGCGUGUUCAUGUUGGCCAAAGACGUGACCAUCAAUGACAAGUCGCUCACGUCACUCGUCAUCCCGGACAUCCAGCUCAGCCUGCUGGGUGACGACGUGCGCCCCCUGCUGGUGUUUGUCAACACAAAGAGCGGCGGCCUGAAAGGCAAAGAUCUUCUGUAUGCCUUCCGCAAGAUUCUCAACCCGCACCAAGUCUUUGACCUCUCCAAUGGAGGACCGCUGCCAGGCCUCCACACUUUCCGAGACAUUCCCAGCUUCCGCGUGUUGGUGUGCGGGGGUGACGGCACAGUGGGCUGGGUGCUCGGCGUACUGGAGGCACUGCGGCACCAGCUGGCCUGCCGAGAGCCGCCCGUUGGCAUCGUGCCUCUUGGAACAGGUAACGACUUGUCCCGUGUCCUGCGCUGGGGCCCUGGCUACAGCGGUGAAGACCCGUCUCACAUUCUGGCCUGCGUGGACGAGGCGGACGAGGUUCUGAUGGACCGCUGGACCAUCCUGCUGGACGCGCAGGACCUUGCCGAGAACUGCGCCGACGCCAUCCUGGAAGCACCCAAGAUUGUCCACAUGAACAACUACUUCGGAGUGGGCAUUGACGCCGAGCUGAGCCUCGACUUCCACCAGGCCCGUGAAGACGACCCGGAAAAGUUUACCAGCAGGUUCCACAACAAGGGCGUGUACGUCAAGGUGGGCCUGCAGAAGAUCAGCGCCACCCGCAGUCUGCACAGGGAACUGCAGCUGCACGUAGAUGGGCGCCAAGUUGCACUGCCCAACAUCGAAGGCCUCAUCUUCCUCAACAUUCCCAGCUGGGGCUCGGGCGCCGACCUGUGGGGGUCCGAUGCGGACACCCGCUACAACAAACAAAGCGUGGAUGACGGCCUGCUGGAGGUGGUGGGCGUCACCGGCGUCGUUCACAUGGGUCAGGUGCAGAGCGGCCUGCGCUCCGGCAUUCGGAUCGCCCAGGGGACUUACAUGCGCAUAGCGCUCAGGAAAGCUUUCCCCGUGCAGGUGGACGGAGAGCCGUGGCUGCAACCUCCAGGACACAUCAUCAUCUCCGCUGCUGGACCCAAGGUGCGUAUGCUGAGGAAGUCCAAACACAAACACAGGAAGUCGGCGGGCGGCGCCAAGGACGGGCACCCGGAAAGCUCCGCCUCCUCGGCUGGCGUCCCACUGUGAUGUCAGAUUGCAACGCCAAGGUAAAAAAAAAAAAAAAACAAAAAAACAAUGACGACGUCGCUUUGGAUACGCUGGAAACGCUCACCACAAACUCUGUUGUAAAGGAGCGCUUGCCAUGGUGACCGACUACUCAGACAUUUGGAUGUUGUUGUCAUGACAACGUGUUUGGUUCAUCCUAACGUAGCUUUGCUGAUGUUGUGCUAAUUAUUUUUUUAAAUUUAAAAAAAGUUCUUCAUGUGUGAAGUCAGAAAUGGUGUAAGACAAGAUGUUUUUAUUUUGUAAAAUGUUUACUUGAAAAUGUCGACUCGCAGUGAUUCUCAGACUGGGGUCCUCAGACAAAAUCAUGUCAAUAAGUAAUUGCAUUUUAAAAAUGUUCAUCCAGCGAACCCUGCAUAUUCGCCUUUCAGCACACUUGAAUUCACCAAUUUCUCGAUUUGUUUUUAUCUCUUAUUUUCUUUUAUUUUUUUAGGAGUCAUGCUUUAUUUUUUUGUGGAAAAGUAUUGGGUGUUAUAUUUAAGAAUUUUGGCGCGGUUAUUUUUUUAAAUUGUAUUUUGCUAUUAUGUGGAUGUCAAUGACACACAUAUUUUGGUGCUUUGCACCCCCUGAUGGGUACCAGCCGGCCCACAAACAAGACAGGUUAAGCAAGGACGCUUCCCUACUUUCAC
Hippocampus comes (tiger tail seahorse) is the source of this 3901-nucleotide messenger RNA. It is a transcript of the gene dgkq, whose product is annotated as diacylglycerol kinase theta. Gene Ontology annotation, molecular function: ATP-dependent diacylglycerol kinase activity. The record is from RefSeq and is a predicted model, not a curated record. Bases 513 to 3236 code for a protein of 907 amino acids. Gene Ontology annotation, biological process: phospholipase C-activating G protein-coupled receptor signaling pathway. The transcript is spliced from 23 exons. NCBI's taxonomy places the organism in Eukaryota, Metazoa, Chordata, Actinopteri, Syngnathiformes, Syngnathidae. Gene Ontology annotation, cellular component: membrane.